AUGGCAGAUAUGUCAAUACCCUUACAUUCACUGCGAUUCAACACUAUGACAAGGGAGGAAAAUGUUGACCCCCCGAAUAGAGGGACAACUUUUUCUAGAUCAAUGACAGAGACCAGAGCAGAGGUCCAAGUCCUGCAGUCUCAUGUACAGUUGCCUGUAGUGUCAACCUCAGCCUCAGACCCUGGGGGGAUAAGCACACAGAUGAUGACGUCUCCAGCUUUUGACAGCCUGUCCACACCUUUAAUAGGAACAUCAAACUCUGGAGCAGUUUCCCCACCACUAAUGCCAGCCUCAGACUCUGGGACAUUGUCCCCACUGCUAAUGCCUACACCAGAUUCUGGAAUAUUGUCCCCAUUGCUAAUGCCAUCUUCAGACUCUGGGGCACUAUCUCCACUGCUAAUGCCAGCCUCAGAUUCUGGAACAUUGUCUCCAUUGCUGCCUGCUUCGGACUAUGGGUUGAUGUCCCCAGGGAUGAUGACAAUUCCUGACUUUGGAACAAUGUCUACAGCACUAAUGGCAACAUCAGAUUCUGCAGAGAUCUUGCCAUUGGCAACGGCAGCUCCAUCUUCUGGGACACUGUCCACCCCUGGAAUGAGCACCUCAUCCUCUGAGGCAAUGUCUACACCAUUAAUGCUGGCCCCAGAUCCUGCGGAGAUAUCCCCACUCCUAAUUCCCAAUCUUAACCCUGGGGUGAUGGCUCCACAGCCAAUCACAGCUCCAGGCUCAGAAGCCAUGUCUCCCUUGCAAAUUACAGAUGAGGACACAGAAGCAAUGUCCAAAGUAUUAAUGACUGCGCUGGCUUCUGGAGAGAUAUCAUCCCUUCUGAUGUCAGACACAGAUUCUGAAGUGAUAUCCUCAUUGAUCAUGUCAGCUCUAAGUUCUGGAGAAACACCAGCCCAGCCAACAACCACCCAAAACUUGGAUGAAAUGUCUACCACACUGAUGUCAGGCCUAGACUCUGGUGUCAUGUCUUCACUGCUGAUGUCAGCUUCAGGCUCAGAAGCAAUGUCUGUACCACUAUUGGCUGCCCCAAGUGCUGGAGAAGUACCCACAUUACCAAAGCCAGCCCCAGAUACUGAGGUAAUGUGCCCACUGCUAAUGACAGCCCUAACCUCUACAGUGAUUCCCACCCAACUGAUGGCAAAUCCAGGGUCUGGACUGACAUCCUCACUGUUAACACAAAGUCUAGACUCUGAAAUCAUGUAUGUGCCACCAAUGAGAGAAACGACCUCUACAGUGAUGUCCACACAGCCAGUGAGAGCUUUAGACUCAGGAGCCAUGUCCUCCACCCCACGAAUGAGAGCCCCAGCCCCUGGAGAAGUGUCCACUCCACCAUUGACAGUCACAAGCACUACAGAGAUGUUCACCACAGCCUCUAGUGUGAUGUCCACACAGAUAAUGAUGGCUGAGACCCCAAGAACAAUGUCCACAGGCUUUCCAAAAGCCACAGCCAAUGGAGCAAUGUCCACACAGCGAACAAGAGCACCAACUUCUGGAGUGAUGUCCACACAGGCGGUUAUAGCCUCAGACUCUGAAAUGAUGUCUGGGUCACAAUCAAUAACCACAGGCUCUGGGUCCAUGACCACACAGCCAAUCAAAGCCCCUAUCUCUGGAACAAUGUCCACGUCACAAAUGAGAACCACAGCUUCAGGACUGACAUCUGUACCACAAAAGAGAGCCUCGGCCUCUGAGACAAUGUCUACUCCAGUAAUGACAGCCACAGUCUCUGGAUCACCAUCUACACUAUUAAUGAGAGACACAACCUUGGGAGUGAUAUCUGUGCCACAAAUAAAAGCUCCAGCCUCUGCGAUAUUGUCCAAGCCACUAACAACAUCCAAACCCUCUGGAGCAGCAUUCAUAGAGCAAAUGACAACUGUAAUGUCUGGAGAGAUGUCUACACAACUAAUGCGAGAUACAGCUUCUGGAGCUCUGUCCAUGCCACAAAUGACAGAUCCAGCCCCAGGAGGGCUGUCCACACUGCCGAUGGGAGCCACAGCUUCUGGAGUCAUAUCCACAUCCCAAAUGACAGCUGCUGUCUCUGGAGAUAUGUCCGUGCCUAUAAUUAGAGGCCCAGGUCUUGGAGCAACAACUACACUAAUGAGAGCUACAGCCUCUGGGCCAAUGCCUAGUCAGCCAAUAAGCAUGCAAGAUUCUAGAGGGCUAUCCACAUCCAUCAUGAGAGCUAUGGCAUCAGGAGAAAUGCAGAUGAGAUUGCAGGCCUCUGGAGCAGUAUCCACACCAAUCAUGAGAACCUUGGACUCUGGAGAGAUGUCCACACUGCUGAUAAGAGCUUCAUCUUCUGAAGAGAGGUCUCUGCCCCUAAUGCAACCCACAGCUUCUGGAGAGAUAACUAUGCCUCCAACAGCUCCAACGUAUGGAACAGUCUCAGCUCCACAAAUGACAGCCACAGACUUUGGAAUGAUGCCCAUGCCACAGAUAAAAGCUUCGGCCUCUGGAGCAAUGUCUUCCCCAUUAAAGAGACCUGCAGCUUCUGGAGGGAUGCCUAGGCUGCAAUUGAGAACCCCAGGCCCUAGAGCAAGGUAUACCUCACACAUGACACCCACAGCUUUGGGAGAUAUGUCCAUACUUGGAAUGGGAUCUACAGCCUCUGGAGAGAUAUCCUCACUACCAGCCAGAGUGCCAGCCGCUGGAACAAUGUCCAUGCCACUAAGGAGAACCACAGCUUCUGGAGCUGUGGCCGCGGAGUUAACGAGACCUCCAGCCUCUGGGAACAUAACUACUGCACAAAUGAUAGCCAAUGUCUCUGGAGGGAUGUCCAAGCCAUUCAUGAGAGCCACCACCUCUGGAACAGUGCCCAUACCUUUGAUGUCAGCCAUGGCUUCUGGAGACCUAUCUGUGCCACUAAUGAAAACCAUGCCUGCUGGAGCAGUGUCAACACUGCAAAGCCAAGUUGUGACCUCUAGAUCUAUGUCCUUGCCACAAACAACAUACACAGCUUCUGCAGGGAUGGUGAAGCCACCGAUAAGAACCUCAGCUUCCGGAACAGUGUCCGCACCACUUACGAAAGUCUCAACUUCUGGAAUGAUGUCCAUGCCACUACAAGAAGCCACAGCCUCUGGUGGGAGAGCUGUGCCACAAAUGGCAAUGACAGCCUCUGAAGGGGUGUCCACACCACUAAUGAUGGCCCCCACUCCUGGAACAAUGUCAACACCACAAACAGCUUUUGGAAUGAUCCCCACUCUGGAAACUGAAGCUACAGACUCUGGAGAGGGUUCUACCUCUCAUAUCAAAGUUACAGCCUCUGCAUCCAAGUCCAUACCACACAUGACUGGUCCACCCCAGGAAACCAUGAAACCACCACCAAAGGAAGUGCCAUCUUUUGGUAUGUUGACCCCAGCACUCUGUUACCUUCUAGAAGAGCAAGAAGCAGCCCGUGGCUCAUGCCCUGUGGAGGAGGAGGUAGAGAUUGAUGACGAGAAGCAGAUGAAGGGCUUUUUGGACGAUUCAGAGAAAAUGGCAUUUCUAGUGUCUCUUCAUCUUGGGGCAGCAGAAAGGUGGUCUGUUCUACAGAUGGAGGUUGGAAACGCCCUCUCAAAUGAAAAUAAAUCCUUUCUGAAGCGAUCACAGGGCAUAUAUAACUCUCUGUCUGAGAUAGACAUCCUCAGCGCUGUUCUUUGCCAUCCCAAGCAGGGCCAGAAGUCAGUUAGGCAGUAUGCCACUGACUUCCUGCUGCUGGCCCGACAUUUGUCUUGGUCGGAUGCCAUUCUAAGGACCAGGUUUCUGGAAGGACUCUCAGAAGCUGUUACCACCAAAAUGGGUCGGAUCUUCCUGAAGGUGGCUGGCAGCCUAAAGGAGCUGAUAGACAGGUCUCUCUUCACUGAGUGCCAGCUGGCUGAAGAGAAGGAUUCCCCAGGCAACGCAAGCCAGGUUCUGCCGAUGAAAGCCUGCAAGAGGAGUAAUGAGGAGGCCAUGGAGAGUGAACGGGGCUCUCAGCAGCCGACUGAAGAGCACCAACAUGUCCCCAAACGCUGUUACUACCUGAAAGAGCAUGGAGACCCCCAAGAGAGUCUUCAUGACCACCUUCGACAGAGCACAGGCCAUCAGAAGCUACCCAUCAACAAGUAG
This is a messenger RNA of Dipodomys spectabilis (banner-tailed kangaroo rat), 4086 nucleotides long. RefSeq names its product retrotransposon Gag like 9 (gene Rtl9). The record is from RefSeq and is a predicted model, not a curated record. NCBI's taxonomy places the organism in Eukaryota, Metazoa, Chordata, Mammalia, Rodentia, Heteromyidae. The transcript is spliced from 2 exons. Bases 1 to 4086 code for a protein of 1361 amino acids.